AUGCGUAACACGUUACUAAGCAACCGUUAAAUAAAAACAAAAGAUACAAAAAUGUCAUUCAGAGACGUACGAAAUUUUCUUGAAAUGAUGCGAGCUUUAGGCUACCCAUCAUUAAUUUCAAUGGAAAGUUUUCGCACACCUAAUUUUCCUCUUGUUGCUGAUUUAUUGGUUUGGUUAUCAAAACGUUUCGACCCCGACGUCGAUAUACCAUCAGAGAUUGAUACUGAAGAUGAUCGAGUAAACCUGAUUCGAAACGCGGCACAAUUUAUGGCCCUCAAAGCCAACAUCAGGUUGAAUACAAAAAGGUUGUAUCAAGCUGAUGGUUACGCUGUCAAAGAAUUGUUAAAAAUAACCUCCCUCUUGUAUGAAGCUUUGAAUAUGAAUUUGGAAGAUAAGGAAGAUGAACAUUUUGAAGAAGAAAUGUUAAGUUUGAAAGAUUUUGAUUUAACUGAUAAGAUAAACGAAUUAAAAUUGUCGAGACAAUUGGCAAGUGAAAUAACAACUACGGGUGCCACACUUUUCGAUUUGUUGGGUAAAGAAGUGGAAUUGAGGGCCGCGAGACACAAAAGUGUUGGCCGCCAAUACGAACUCAACGAAGUCGAAUCCGGAAUUAAAAAAGCAAUAGAAGCCCUUAAAACCGAAAUUGAUGAAAGUAGGCAACUCAUCGAUAAUGUCUCCGCAACUGAAGCGAGCUUGGACAACAAAAUCGAACGCAGAAAAGUCGAAAUUGACCGUUACGAGAAACGCCUCCAAACGUUAAAAAAAGUCAGACCGGCCUUUAUGGAAGAGUUUACCGCUCUUGAGGCCGAACUCGAACAAUUGUUUGUCCAAUACUCCACCAGAGUGCGCAUUCUGAACCAACUAGAACGGCUAGUAACCGAAACAGAGCGCCAACAAUUAGAAAAACAACUCCAAAUGGUUUCGCCUAGAAUCGAAACUAUUCCGUUGGAGGGCGGAACUGAGGCAUUUUUGGAGUUGGAAGAGAGCGAGACGAGACAAAAACAAGAAAGGCCAAGGGCGAGCACUGGGGGGAGGUCGAGAACUGCAAAAACGGCUAAAGUUUAUGGUGGAAUGCAACCACCGAUGUCAGCAACGCCGUCUUUGAGCUCGGAUUCGGAAGAUGACGAACUGUUUAUUGAUAAAGACGAGUCGGAGUUGAUUCAAUCGGAUGAUGAGUCCUUGGGGUUGGAAUUGUCGGGGAUGGAGAUGGCUAAAAGAGUACAAUCGGGAAAACCGGCUGGAAAUAAAUUGAACGAUAACAGCGAUGAUGAUUUUUAAAUUUUAAAACGUGUAUUAAAA
This is a messenger RNA of Tribolium madens (black flour beetle), 1299 nucleotides long. RefSeq names its product clusterin-associated protein 1 (gene Cluap1). Gene Ontology annotation, cellular component: cilium; centrosome; intraciliary transport particle B. Lineage: Eukaryota; Metazoa; Arthropoda; Insecta; Coleoptera; Tenebrionidae. The transcript is spliced from 5 exons. Gene Ontology annotation, biological process: cilium assembly. The record is from RefSeq and is a predicted model, not a curated record.